Molecule: messenger RNA, 1562 nt
Organism: Oryzias latipes (Japanese medaka)
Lineage: Eukaryota; Metazoa; Chordata; Actinopteri; Beloniformes; Adrianichthyidae
Source: RefSeq, a predicted model, not a curated record
UAACGGGUUGCGUAAGACUUUUCUUCUGCGCGCACGAACGCCUGAGUCACGUGACAUCGAGAGACUUUUUUUUGUUCUCUUUUGGUUGAAAGUCGGGCAGCUGGAAGGACUAUGUCUGCAGUUUUGGUUGUUCAUGGCGGGGCUUGGGCCAUACCGGAUGAGCUCGCUAAAGCCUCUGUAGAUGGAGUGAAAGCUGCGGCACGCAAGGGAUUUGUGGUGCUGAGAGAUGAUGGAAGGGCUUUGGAGGCUGUGGAAGCAGCUGUGAAAGCUUUGGAGGAUAACAUGGUGUUCAAUGCAGGUCAUGGUGCCACAUUAAACGUUGAUGGAGAAGUGGAGCUGGAUGCCAUUAUCAUGGAUGGAAGAACACUUAACUGUGGAGCUGUGUCUUCAGUGAAGAACAUUCCUAACCCUGUAUCACUGGCACGGGCAGUAAUGGAGAAGACUUCUCACGUCAUGCUGACAGGAAGAGGUGCAAACCUGUUUGCAGAGAGUGUUGGCUUCAGCACCGUUACCACUCAUGCACUGGUGUCUGAGUUUGAGAGGAAAGAAUGGGAGUGCCACAAAACAUAUGCUGCUGGAGUACUGGAGGAUUUUAACACUCAGUGGACUCAUGAUACAGUUGGAGCGGUGGCUGUUGACAGUUCUGGCAAUGUUGCAUGUGCCACAUCGACUGGAGGGAUAAGGAAUAAGAUGGUUGGGCGAGUAGGAGAUUCAUCUAUCAUUGGAUGUGGAGCUUACGCAGACAACCUCAGCGGUGCGGUAUCUUGUACCGGUCAUGGAGAAUCCAUUCUCAAAGUCACGCUGGCCAAACUCAUCCUCUCACAUGUUGAACAAGGGAAGUCAGUAGCUGAUGCCUCAGACUUGGCCCUACAGUACAUGGGUGAACGUGUCCAGGGAGCUGGAGGUGUUAUCACCGUUUCUCCAUCAGGGAAGUGGGCUGCUACUUUUACCACACAGCGAAUGGCUUGGGCUGCUGCAGAAAACGAUGUGCUGUGGAGUGGACUGGACCCAAAUGAAAGAAAGAAAGAGAAUCUUAACUAAUCACAUUAUUAGUCACUGCCUCUGACCGUAAAUGUUUAAUUCACAAUGUUUAAAUCAGUGAGCAGUCUUUAGCUUUUAGUUUAUAGCUUUGGUUGAGAAAACAACGUUUAUAUUCAGACUCGAAACCAUGGAGGACACUACCAUCCAGUUUCAGGUCUGACUCCUCCCCCAUGAGCGCAUAUAUACCAGCUCUUCGACCAGCUAAUUCAGAAUUGACAAAGCCUCUUGGAUAAGUGGUGAAACGUCUUCUAACUUUAAAACCAAGUCCAGAUGACAACCCCUAAACCUACUACAAUGGAACCAACCUGGAUGAAUGAGAGUCUUCAUAGACAUAGACAUAUUCAGUUACUUAAUAUAUCACUUCAGUAGCAUGUAAAGAAACAUUUUAUUUACACAUGGAACAUUUUCCAGUUUAGGCAAAAAGGUGUGAAAUUAUUGUGUUUAUAAAUAUUUCUGAAGUGAAUAGUGUGAUAGAAUGAUAGUGUGAAUUUUCAAUAAAUUGUAUUCAUUCUGCACAUUUA